CGCCUCUAACCCUUGUUAUUGACAAUAAAUAAAACUGUUAAUACUCGCCACAAAACAUCACAAAAAGCACACCUUGAAUACUAGUAAUAAAACGACUGCUGCAGACCCGGCCACGGAUACAGCUCGCAUUUCGGCUUCAGGAAGCUCUGCAGCCGUGGAGACCCCCCGGGGCUAGUCGGACUCAGAGCCCAGUUGAAUUUAGAGGGUUGCGUUCCGGGCCGCUGUUGCCCCUCCUCUGCAGACACUCCAGCUGCGGAGGCAGAAGACGAGAGACGACACGUCCGCUCGCCGACUCGCCCGCCGUCCCUCCCGAGACUCGCCCGACCCGCUCGGUCCGCCCGCCGACUCGCAGCCCAGCCGCUCUGCCCAGCGACCAUGACCUCCGCGAAGCAGAGGACCAAAGCCAACGCCGGCGACAAGAGCUCCCCUCCGCCGCCUGAUGACGUGGCGAAGCGCAGCCCCAAGGCGGCCAAGGGGGUCAGCAGCCCGGCCGGCCCGGGGCUCCUGGGCCGGGCGCUGACCGCCACCUUUUACCUGGCGCUGGUGGCGGCGGCGGCGGGGCUCGCCGGCUUCUACCUGCAGAGAGUCCGGGACGAGCUGAGCCAGACCAGCCGCAGGCAGGAGGCGGCGGCGGCCAGAACCGAGGAGCUGGCGAAGACGGUGGAGGCUGUCCUGCAGCAGGUGGACACCAUGAGGCUCACGGUCGGCAGCUUCGAGUCCUCUUUAAAGGACGGCCAGAGCGAGCUGGACAAGACCAACCGGGCCGUGAGGAAGGGCGAGGCGGAGACGCGCCGGAUCGAGGAGGUCCUCCACAAGCUGCAGAACGAGAUCCUGAAGGACCUGUCGGACGGCAUUCGGGACGUGAAGGAGGCCCGGGAGAGAGACUUCUCAUCCCUGGAAAAGACCGUGGAGGAGAGACUGACGGAGCUCACGAAGUCCAUUAACGACAACGUCGUGGCGUUCACCGAGGUGCAGGGCGAAACGCAGAGCGAGGUGCAGACCCUCAGGGAGAAGGUGCAGGCCGUUGAAGGCCUGAGCGCGCUGAAGCACGAGCUUCUGGCCGUCUCGACGGCGGUGGCAGACCUGCGCGCCAGCAGUGAGGGUAAAGUCGAGGUGGCAGAGUCCUUGAAGGCGCAGGUAAGCUCUCUGGAGGAACGGCUUCAGACGAGGACCAGGGAGGCCGAGUCCACUGUCCAGGAGAUGGAGGAGGUGAAGGCCGCAGUGCAGGUCACGACCAGCUCCCUCAGGGAGUCCCUGUCUGCCACUGAGGCCUUCCUCCAGUCUCUGUCGGGACAGGUCAAGACCCUGGAGGACGGCCUCCAGGAGGCCACAGCCACCCUUCGAGCCCUGGAGCAAAACCUGCAGGCUAAAACCGCCAGCGCCGCUCAGGGCAGAGAAGACUGGGAGCUCAGGUUAAAAACUGUAGAGGAGAGCGCAGAGUCUCUCGUCGCCUCCGCCGCUGAGCAGUCCGAAAAGCUGGAAUCCGUCCUGUCCAAGUACGACUCGCACGAAAGCGCGCUGGCCACGCUGAGCCGGGACCUGCAGACGCUCAGGCCCUCCGGCUCAGGAGCGGAGGACACCGACGUGCUCAGCGCCGUGAGGAAGAUAACAGAGGCACAGGAGGCCUUCAGCGGUGAUAUCGGCGUGCUGAAGAACAGUCUGGACGAGCUCCAAAACGCAGUCGCAGCGCAAGACCGCGCGCAAAAAGAGCUGUCAUCCCUGGACGAGGGCCAGAAACAACAGGCCGUGGAGCACGGGCAAAGACUGGCGACGCUGGAGGAGGCCAUGAAGGGGCAGACAGUGGCGGACAGCGUCGGGGACCUGCAGGCCUCUGUCAGCCAGGCCAAGAAUGACCUGCAAAGGCUGAGGACUGCAGUAGACAGUCUCGUGGCCUACUCAGUAAAGAUUGAAACGAACGAGAAGGACAUCGGGUCCCUCAAGACUCUCAUGGAUGAAACUAAAGCUUCUGUGGAGGCACUUUCCAUUAAACUAGAGUUAGUCCAGGAGAAGGUCUAGUACGGCCCUAGGGCUUCACUGCCACACACAGUUAAAGUAGCAUUAGAAGGUGGACUACUGUUGUUUGAAUUGAAGCCACGCAUUCGGACUGCACUGUAGGUUUGUUUCUGCUGCAUUGUCUGAAAAGAAUGUUUCUCAACAUGCAGAGCCACUGCAAAGAGCUGCAGGAUGAGCUCAGGUACAGGGCCUUCGGAACUAACAAAAUGAGAUGAGUUUGCAGGCUGUGUACCAACAAUUUUCUAACAAAAUAAAGUUUUACCACAAAA
Messenger RNA from Lepisosteus oculatus (spotted gar), 2282 nucleotides. RefSeq names its product cytoskeleton associated protein 4 (gene ckap4). NCBI's taxonomy places the organism in Eukaryota, Metazoa, Chordata, Actinopteri, Semionotiformes, Lepisosteidae. The record is from RefSeq and is a predicted model, not a curated record.